This is a messenger RNA of Saccoglossus kowalevskii, 772 nucleotides long. RefSeq names its product cornifelin homolog. NCBI's taxonomy places the organism in Eukaryota, Metazoa, Hemichordata, Enteropneusta, Harrimaniidae. The record is from RefSeq and is a predicted model, not a curated record.
CACACAAGCCCAAGAACUGCUGCGUUGGUCGCUUUUUUUAAUUGUGAAUGCGAGUACAAUUUGUCCUGUUCUCUGCAACAGUCUCUAGGAAUUACAACGAUCUGCACACCGUUGAACAGAGUUGAGAUGGCGUACACACCACAAAUGGAUGCACCAAUGUACACUCCUUACCCAGACCAGCAACAGGGACCAAUUCAGCAACAGCCAGCACCCAUGCAGCAUACGUCACACAAUACAACUGUGGUUGUACAGCAACAACCACAAAACAUCAUCGUGCAGGGACCACGUGACUGGUCUAGUGACCUGUGCGCAUGCUUCAAUGAUUUGUCAAGCUGUUGUUUGGGAACAUUCUUCCCGCUAUGCUUUGAGAUGCAUUUGUGGAAUCGUAUGGGCGAGAAUGCAUGUGGCCCGUGUUGCAUCGUCAACUCCGCUUCAAUGUUGAGAGUUAAGAUAAGAACCAAGCAAAAUAUUCAGGGCACUCUCUGUGGAGAUUACUGUAUUACUGCUUUCUGCUACCAAUGUGUUUUGUGUCAGCUGUCUCGCGAGGUGGACUUCGUCGAGCGUACUGGUAUGGACGGUGGCUCUCCAAUGUCCGCUACUGGGACUACUCACACCAUAAUCCAAUAAUGAUGCUAUCAUCAGGACCAAAAGACUGAAGAGGCUUAUUUUUUCUUUUGUCGAACAAAUAAUAUCUGUUGGGUUAUCGUUUUGAGAUGACCAAUACAAAGUUUCACAUCUUCUAAAGAUGUUGAUCGAAAAUAGAAAGUAAAAU